This is a messenger RNA of Chinchilla lanigera (long-tailed chinchilla), 4230 nucleotides long. RefSeq names its product coiled-coil domain containing 157 (gene Ccdc157). Bases 240 to 2393 code for a protein of 717 amino acids. The transcript has 12 exons. The record is from RefSeq and is a predicted model, not a curated record. NCBI's taxonomy places the organism in Eukaryota, Metazoa, Chordata, Mammalia, Rodentia, Chinchillidae.
UUUCAGAGGAUCCCUGAAGCAGCAGGCGCGCCGCAGGCAGUUCCUUGAGCCUGCUGACACAAAACCUGGACCGGCGACGCCAGAGACAGGGCCUGGAGGGCUACUUGAGCUCAGACUUGCACGGGAGACAGGAAGCCAGACACCUAGAUGAGCCCGGGAGCCUGCAAGCUAAUCCAACAGCCAGACACAGUUGAUGGCUGCAGCUCCACAGGCAGGCACCCCUGAGAGGAGCUGUGGGAAUGGCACACCUGCUGGGCAGCCAGGCCUGCAUGGACAGCCUGCGCAAGGAUCUCACCGACUUGCAGGGCACCAUUGUGGAUGUGUUCUCUCGCGCCGGACCUGUGCGCUUCCCCUCCUGGAAGUUCCCUGACCGUGUGGCCUGUGACCUCGACAUGGUGGCCCUGCUGGAGCACUAUGACCAUGUGCCAGGUGACCCUGAGUUCACACAGCUGUCCCAUGCUGUGCUGCUGGAGCUGGUCAUUGACAGACUCCUGCUGCUGCUUCAGAGCUGUGCCAGCUACCUGGAAAACCUUGGCUCAGAGCAGAUGAUGCCCUCUUCCCAGGCUGUGGGGCCCUGCAUGUCUGUGGGGCUCACAGCGCGGCGCUUCUGGGGCAGCCUGUUGAGGCUAGGCGUGCUCUAUCAGCAGACAGCCCCCCAGGAAAGGGCAAGCCAAGGGGAAAGCCCCACCUCCAAACCCACAGCCAAGGGCAAGUCAGCCAGGAGCCCUGAAUGUGUUACUGCCAAGUUUAUCGAGCCUCCCUCUCCAACAUCAUGCUCACACCAGAUCUGCCAAGGGCCGCAGAGCGUCCCCAUCUCUCUGAAGUACCCCGCCAGGACCUCUGAGAACACCAGGAGUGUCUACUCCCAGACCAUUGAAACAGCCCUGGUACCCUGUGAUGCGUGCACCAGCGUCCAGGGCAGCCUGUGGGACGUGAGCAAGGUGAUCAUCAGCCUUUGUCAGAGCCAGAACUUGCCUUCAUCCUUGGGCCAGUUCCAGCAGCUGGUGCAGGACAGCGUGGGGAUCAAGCCCCUACCAGCUGCCACCAUGAGCCAUUGGGCAGAAAAGCAGAGCAAAGACCUAACGUGCCUCAGUAAGCACGUGGCGGCCCUCUCUCAGCUUGUUGGGCCUCUCAGGGCCCAGCUGGAGGAGACUGAGGGGCAGAAGGACAGCCUGAGGAAGCAGGUGGACAAGCUGGAGCAGGACUUGCGGCAGGAGCAGGGUGAGCGGCGGCGGCAGGAGGAAGAGUCCAAGCAGCACCUGAGCAAGUGGGAGUGUGACAGGCAACAACUGCUUGCAGAAAUAUGUGAUCUAAAGACACAGGUGGUCAACCUCAAGGGAGAGCUGAAGCAGCAGCAGGAGUCCAUGCAGGCCAUGGAGCCAAAGGCCCAGCAGCUGCAGGAGGAAGUUGAGCACAGGGUGGCAGCCGAGAGGCAGGUGCAGCAGCUAGAGGAGCAGGUGCAGCUGCUGGCAGGACGGCUGGAUGGAGCUGGACAGCAGAUCCGCUGGGCCAGCACGGAGCUGGACAAGGAGAAGGCCCGUGUGGACAGCAUGGUUCGUCACCAGGAGUCCCUGCAAGCCAAACAGCGGGCCCUGCUACAGCAGCUGGACAGCCUAGACCAGGAGCGGGAGGAGCUGCAGAGAGGUCUGGACGAGGCUGAGGGCCAGCGGGCCCAGAUGGAGGAGCAGCUCCAGAGCCUACAGAGUGAGAAGGAGCAGGGACAGUGCCAGCUCCAGGCCCAGCAGGAGCUGCUGCAGGGCCUGCAGCGGGAGAAGCAGGACCUGGAACACGUGACGACAGACCUGCGGCUGACUGUAGUGGACCUGCAACAGGAGAUGGCGGAGCUGAGGGAGCAGGAGCGACUGCUAGUGGCCUUCCCUGACCUACAGAGGCCCAUGGAGGACCCGAUCCAAAGCUCUGGCAACAUCACAGACGACAUGGAGAGGCAAGUACAGGCCAAUGACAUCCGCAUCCGGAUCCUGCAGGAGGAGAAUGGCCGGCUCCAGUCAAUGCUAUCCAAAAUCCGUGAGGUGGCCCAGCAAGGGGCUCUCAAGCUGAUCCCGCAGGACCAACUGUGGUCCCCUCCUGGCAAGGGUACCCAGAGAGCAACACCCGUGGCCCAGGCCCAGAGGGUGUCCCCAAGGCCCCUAAGCAGGCGGUACCUUCCUAGCAGCACGAUGGGCAGCACAAGCUGGACCCCGCCAGGCCAUCCCCAAAGAUCCCCUCCUCAGCAGCCCAGCAAAUGGCCCAGCAAGUCUUCCCUCAAGGAUGUGACUCACUCUGCCACCUGUACUCAGAACCCCAUCCGGGCCUUGGCCAGGCUGAGGAGGAGACUCUCACCAAAUCAGGGCCCGGCGAGCUCUGCACAACAGUCCCAGGAGCGGUUCACCUAACUUACGGCAGGGACAGGGCUGUUGGGAGGCGGCUGGCAACUUCCCAAUGGAAUAAAGCCCCAGCCAUGUCCACGGCAUUCUUGGCCUCAGCAUGGCUCAGCUGGAGGAACAGCCCUUCUCUCCCUUUGCAGGACAUGGGUCAGGAGAGACUCAGCCAGCAAGCCCUGGCACUGUGAGCUAUCAGUAGGGGGAUUGCUUUCUGCCUCUCUCUGGGUAGGCUGUGGGUGAGGAGAGCACAUCAGGGGCAGAAAGAAGCUUCUAGUACCUGGGCCAGGUGAAGGGCCCUUCCACUACCACAGCAAGAGUCAAGGAGUAAAGCUGGACACAGUGACUGGCACCCCCUGAGCUGCCUGUGUCAGGGUGACGGUGUACUGGGAAAGGGCCAGCGAGGAAUCUGAGGCCAGGAUCUUGGCUCUGGGCUCACGAAAACAGGCAGAAGACAGUGACAGCUUCAGCCUCCCACCUUGGCUUUAAACCUGGGCCGGGGGACAUUAAGGACUCAAGAAUACCAGGCAUCCUUUCACCGAGGAACUCCUUGCCUUUAGGGACUGCUGAGAGAACAAAGGAGUUCUCUACCUCCUGAAGGUUAGAGCCCAAGAGGCCACCAAACGCAGGGCCAGGCCUUUGAAGACUUUAGCCAGCUCUGACUUUACAAGGCCUAGACCUUGGGGCCUGUUCAACCUAGCGUGCCAUGUGGCUGGGCAUUCACGUCACCAAACACCCCAGGCACACAGUGGUCAUUGUCCUUAAGAAGGAAGAUACUGGCCCCAUGAGUCUUCCGUUUGUCUGUGAAGGAUAAGCUUGGAGACCUUGCUGAGGACUUUUUUUUUCCUUCUAGUACCAGGGAUUGAACCCAUGGCCUCAUGCAUGCUAGGCAAACAGUCUGCCACUGAGCGACACUCCCAGCCCCCUCACUAAGGACUUCUCAGGCUGUGCUCUCAGCCUUCUGUGGCAUUUCCUCUGGUGAGGAUGGUAAGGAGACCAUCAUGUGGAGCUCUGCAGGUAACAGAAGAGGAUCAAGAGGGGUCACGUGUAGCAGGCCAGCACUGUUAGGUCUGCCUAACUCCCGCUUCUGAGAAGUCCCAGAGUUCUUGAAGAGGCUGGGAUGCCUUGGGCCAUCCCUAAGGGGAGAGCCAGCCAUUGGGGGUGGCUCCCUGAGCAGUUGGGCCAGCCCAGGUCCAGCGGGGAAGCCCUCUCACAGCUGAACGACUCUCUCAGGCCUCUCCCAACAUGGCAUCCAUUCAUCAACUCACAGUUCUGCAGGUCCACAGUCCAAGUCCUGCAUGGCUAGGGUUCUUGGCAUAGGGUCUUAGGAGGUGGAAAUUAAGGUAUUCACCAGGGCGUAUUUCUGUCAGCCCUGGGGAAUAAUCUUCCAAGCUCAUUCUGGUUGCUGGCUGAAUUCAGUCCUGUAGGACUAAGGUUCCUAGUUCCAUCUUCCUUACCUCAUGGCCCCUCCAUCUUCAGGUGAGCAGCAGAAAAUGUUGCAGCAUUGAAUCCCUUUUGUGCUUCAAGUCUCUGACUUCUGCCAGCCAGGGGAAACUGCUUCUAAUGGGCUUGUGUGUCGAUCAGGCCCACUAGGGUGCUUUCCCCAUCUUAAGGUCAGCUCUGCAUAUAACAUAACCUGAUCAUGGGGGUGACAUCCCGUAGAGUCACCACUGCACAGAUUAUACAGGGUGUUCAUGGUAGGGUGGGGGUGGGAGGCCUUGGGGGUCAUCUGAGAACUCUGCCCGCCACUGGCAGUAGAAACCAAGGCAACUUUUAAAAAAAAUCUUAAAAACAGCCACAUAAACUUUACAUCUUAUGUUAAAAUAAAUCCAUGUUUAUUUUACUAUUAAAA